This is a messenger RNA of Tetrahymena thermophila SB210, 210 nucleotides long. RefSeq lists its product as hypothetical. The transcript has 3 exons. Lineage: Eukaryota; Ciliophora; Oligohymenophorea; Hymenostomatida; Tetrahymenidae. The record is from RefSeq and is a predicted model, not a curated record.
AUGCGAAUCAUCAUUUAUUAUCAUGAGCAAAAAUUUAACAUUAAGAUGCUGUAGUAAUAGCAUCUUGCUACUUCAUAGUAAGUAGAGAGAGACCAGUUUUAAUAUAGAUGCACCCAAAAAAACUGCAGAUUUAAUGAAAAUAACAAAAUUCCUUUCAAAAAAUGGUGGUUGGGUCAGGUAGGUCUCUAUGAAUCUAAUAUAUUACUUUGA